ACUAAUCCAGCCUUUGGCACUGUAUCUGUCACUGUCUACGGCUGGACGAUGCUGGGAGGCUUGGGGAAGCUGGCCGCUGAGGGCUUGGCCCACCGCACUGAGAAAGCCACUGAGGGAGCAGUUCAUGCAGUGGAGGAGGUGGUGAAGGAGGUGGUGGACACUGUCAAGGAGGCUGGAGAGAAGGUCGUUACCAAUGCCCUGAAGACAGCCCAAGAAUCAGGGGACAGAGUGGUGAAGGAGAUGAGCGAGAAGGUGAACCACACUGUUACCGAUGCUGUUAACCACGCUGUACAAAGCCUGGGUAAUCUGGGACAGUGAGACGGCCUGCCACCAUGCCCGGCCCUUCCUGAAUGUCAAUAAAAAGCGUGAAACGUGAA
This is a messenger RNA of Alexandromys fortis (reed vole), 377 nucleotides long. RefSeq names its product family with sequence similarity 25 member A (gene Fam25a). NCBI's taxonomy places the organism in Eukaryota, Metazoa, Chordata, Mammalia, Rodentia, Cricetidae. The record is from RefSeq and is a predicted model, not a curated record. The coding region runs from base 49 to 318 and encodes 89 amino acids. The transcript has 3 exons.